UUUUGCACUUUGCAUGGAAACGCAGCGAAGAUACAUUUGUGCUUAAAGGAAUUUUAGCCCUUGUGUGUGUUUAUAUGCGUGUGAAGAGAGAGAGAGAGACACGCACACACACAGAGAGAGAGAGAGAACGGAAAUCGGACGGUGUUCCGGUGUAAAGGGUCAGGAGUGUUUUGCAGUGAAGAGUUUCCCUGGAGGAAUCAGUCGGUCAAGUAUCGGAGUUGCUUGAACGUAAGGAAUGCAUAACAGAAGAACACAAAGGCAUGAGAGAAUAGCAAAUGAACAAACGUUAUGCUGCAAAUUAACUGAAGCUGGCGUUUAAUCACCGCUAAAUCCAGUAUGUGUGAGGUCCAGGCCACUGUGGAAUUUGCUGUAGAGCUCCACAAGUUUUACAAUGUGGAUUUAUUCCAGAGAGGGUUUUAUCAGGUCCGUGGCUAUAUGAAAGUACCCCCUCGGAUCCCUCACAGAAUAGAGACCAGUCUUCUUCAUCCCACAAAUUCAGACAUGGGUAUCCCUGCAUCGGUGCAAGGUGAUGUCAUCUACAGCAAAACCUUUCAAAUUCUCUACAAGAAUGAAGAAAUAGUAGUCAAUGAUGUUCUCAUAUUUAAGGUGAUGAUGCUACUAGAUGAGAGGAAGGUGGAAGAGUCCCUGAAUGAUAUGGAUUUUCAGCUCUCUCUGGACCUGUAUUUUGCAGACGGUGACUACAUGCCGGAGGAUUCUAGGUCACUGCAGAGUAUCAGCAGUCGGACUUUGCGAUUGCAUUUUGGUCUCCACAGAGGCAUGCACCAGCACAUCAACGUUAUGUUUGACUACUUUCACUUAUCGAUCAUCUCUGUCACCAUCCACGCCUCUCUGGUGGCACUGCAUCAACCCCUCAUUAGUUUCCCCCGGCUUGGGAAAAGCACCUGGCUAAACCGCAGUGUACCAGCACAGGGCAAAGACCUCCUGAUCCCUCCACUGGAGACUGUGGUAUUUGGCUGUACCUAUGUCAAGCAGCUGUCUCCAGAUGGCAAGACCUUCCUGGUGUCAGAUCAGUGUCUACAGCAUGCCUUCAACUUGCACCAUAGCCUGUGUGCCAGCUUGUUGCUGGCCUACCAGGGCCUCUUUGAGUACUUCAUGGCUCUUAGCAAGAGCCUCCCUUCCUCUCACUGCAUGGAGCUUGCCAAGCCCAGCAUGCAAGUCCUUUAUGAGCGAGUUCUAAGAAGACCUUUUCCCAGAGGCCAAAGGCACAUCCAUAUAGAAAAACUGGAUGUGGAAGCCCGUCUCCAUGAGCUUUGCGAACAUGUCAAGCAGAAGGCAGAGAGUCCAGAUGAACUUGCUGAACUAAUUAAUAUGAAUCUUGCACAAUUGUGCUCUCUGCUGAUGGCUCUGUGGGGCCAGUUCCUGGAAACAGUCUCCCUGAAUGACAGUGUCAUGGCACUAUUGGCCCAAGAACAUCAUAUCCUCAGGGUACAGAGAUUUUCUGAGGCUUUCUUUUGUAUGGAACACCCUAGACAGGCUGCACUGGCCUUCCAGGAGAUGCAUGCACAUAGCCACCAACAGAUGACUGGAGUCAUUAAGAACUCAUCAUACUUUCUUUCCCUACCACCACUUCCUGUGGAAUGUGCUGAACUAGAUGGGGAUGUCAACUCUUUGCCAAUCAUCUUUGAAGAUCGCUACCUGGAAUCUGUCAAAGAGGAUCAUGAUGGUCCAUGGUUUGGUCUACCCAACCCCAAGAGUGGCUCUGGACCUACUAAAACAGAUAAGCCCAUUUUAAAAGACGUCUGUGUUGGCAGAGUAAGUGCUGUCAAUCCUUACCCAGAACUCCAAGCUGCUUUAGUCACUAACUGGCACAAGGAAAAUGAGCCUCCUAUAAAAUCCAAGGCCAGGUCCAUCAAACUAAGGAAGAACUCCAGGACUGAAAACUCUAAAAAGCUGAUCAGACAGUGCUCAAAAGACUCUGUGAUUUUGACAGGCUACAAGAACCUAAAGUUCCUUCAUGAUGAACCAGAUGACAAGUCCCAAGGAGACUUUCAGUGCAGUCAGAAAGAGAAACAAGAAUAUUUGCUUGGAGAUCCCAGCAGCAGGUUAAGCUCCAUGUCCAAAUACAUCAAUCAUAAUGACACUAGAACUUCCCCUAUAGAACGUCUUAUGAAUAACAGCCAGGCUAACACUAGCAUUCAAAGUGACAGUUUUACAAAUCUGAUAAAUUCACAAGUACAGGCAGGUACUAGAACUGAAGCCACAGAGGUCAAAGCAACAGAGGGAGCCCAUAUUAUGGUCUUACCUCCUGGGCUCCAACAUACUGAGGUCAAACCUAGUGACAAGAACCCCGACCAGUGUGAUAAGGUCACUGUCGUAUUUUCAAGCCCCAGUGAUCCAACACUGACAAGGGGAAGCAUUCCAGAGAAUACGCAAAAUGAUUGCUGUGAGUCCAAGCCUCAACAUAGAGGGAAUUGUGCUAACAGGGAGGUCAUGGAUGUGGGGCCAGAUUGUACUAAUACACUGAGGAAUUAUUGUUUACCAAGUGCAUCAUCAAGACUCUCGGAUUCAGGCAUUGAGAGUGAGCCUAGUUCCACUACAUUGUUAGUACAAGGUCCUCAAACUGUUUCCAAUUUUUCUGAAGUGAAUCUAGACUGGGUCUCAUCACAAGUUAAACAGAUCACUACUAAAUAUCAGAGCGUUGCCCUCAAACCAUCUCAUCUCAGUAUUGUUUCAAAAGGGUCCAAUGGACCAGAAGGGCCAAAUCCUGAGAUUACUAGUGGUGUAUGUGGCAUACAGUCUUCACUAACCUCCAUAAAUUCACUUCCCUUAGAUGAUGAGGUGGAGGCUGAGGUUCCAUGCCAAUUAUCCAGUGUCAUUGUGCAGGAGCAGGCUUUGGUUUUCUCUGAUAGAUCUGACAUUAGUAUCCCUUUCCAUGCCGCCAGCCCAACCAAGUCCUUAGUUCACCAAGAAGCCUCCACCUGCCAUGUGGAUGAUCCAGUGUUUCAGAGAGAUGAGGCUUCUGUAUUUCUGUCCCUCUGCAAAGUUUUUGCUUCUCAGAAGAUAUCUGAGUCUGCUAAGCUUGGAACCCCUGUUGGGGAAGAUAUAGGGCUGGAAGUUGGCAGUGAUAUGCAUACUGCAGCACAAUCUAGUACAUCAGCCACCAGUAGUACAGACUUGGUAAAGAAAGGCUUAGUGGAGAAUUAUUUUGGUUCAUAUUCCAGCACUGAUAUUUCUGAGAUAAGCCCAGAGGAAACGCCAGUUAUUAUGUUGGGCAUUCAGACAGGUGUCCAUUCCACUGAAGAAGAAGAUGAGAAAAACCAUGAGAUGAUAGAAAAUGGCUAUUAUGAAGAAACCGAUCAGCAACCCUAUGUCAAUGGUCUGGCAGAAUUGAAGGGAAGAAGCGAAGAGGGGAAUGGCAUGGGGACCUCAGAAUCUAAGAGCACUUUUUAUGGGCAUAAGAAUUUGGAGCAGCUCAGGAAUUUCCCCUGGACCUACUUGCAAACUCAACCCUCCAAACCACUACAGACCAGUACAGUUCUGCACUGGUACGAGAGCUCCCCUCCUGCCCAGAUGAAAGUAUUUGCCCAAGCAAGAGAGGAGCUGAAGAAGCUUAAACUGCCAGGAUUCCUGUACAGUGAAGUGGCUGAGUUGGCAUCAACUGUGCCAUAUUUUAGCCUGGAUGAGGAUGAGAGCUGUGAUGUGGGUGUUCACCUCAUUGUGUGUGUCCAUGGCCUGGAUGGAAACAGUGCAGAUUUAAGGUUGGUGAAGACCUACCUAGAGCUGGGCUUGCCUGGAUCUCAUAUAGACUUCUUGAUGUCAGAGCGCAACCAGAAUGACACUUUUGCUGACUUUGAUUCUAUGACUGACCGGCUUUUGGAUGAAAUUGUACAAUACAUACAAAUCUACAAUCUCUCAGUUUCUAAAAUAAGCUUUGUGGGUCAUUCUCUGGGAAAUCUGAUAGUGCGCUCGGUGUUGACGAGGCCUAGGUUUAAGGGCUAUCUUAACAGACUUCAUACCUUCCUUUCAUUGUCUGGGCCACAUCUUGGCACCCUCUACAACAGCUCAGCCCUCGUCAAUACCGGACUAUGGUUCAUGCAAAAAUGGAAGAAGUCUGGUUCACUACUGCAGCUAACUUGCCGUGAUCACUCAGACCCUCGGCAGACAUUUCUCUAUAAGUUAAGCAAGAAAGCUGGUCUUCAGUUUUUUAGAAAUGUGGUGCUGGUAGGCUCUCUGCAAGACCGUUAUGUUCCCUAUCAUUCCGCUCGCAUUGAGAUGUGCAAAACAGCCUUAAAAGACAAGCAGAUGGGGCCAGUGUAUGCUGAGAUGAUUGAGAAUUUACUAGUACCUGUGCUCCAGAACAAAGACUGUAACCUGGUGCGCUACAAUGUUGUGCAUGCACUGCCCAACACAGCCAACUCUUUAAUAGGCCGGGCAGCCCACAUUGCUGUUUUGGAUUCUGAAAUAUUCUUGGAGAAGUUCUUCCUGGUAGCUGGGCUAAAGUUCUUUCAGUAGCUGGUUAGGACAGAAAAUGAUAGCACAAAUACCUCCCACCAUUGAAAAAGACAUUGUCAAUGCCCUGUCAUCUCUCAAUGGCCUAUAUUUUGUUCUUAAUAUUUAGUUUUUAUUCAGCUCAUUUUAAAUGUAGUAUUCAUAAUUUGAAUGUUUGUAUUGCCAUUUUUAAAAAUAAUUAUAUUUAGUAUUCUGUUCAUCAUGAAAAUAGUUAAUUGUACAUGUCUUACAUGUUUUCAGUGCUAUUUAAGUUAAACACUUCAAUAAAAUAAGAUAAAAUAAUAAUAAAAAAAAUUUUUAUGUCUAAUGGGGUGGGUGGUGGGUUUGAAUUUGUUUAGUUAAACCUUGUUGAUACUGAACUGGAAAUUUAGCUGCUUAAUUGGCAUAGCUUCCUCAAGGGCCACUUUUGUUGUGAAUGCUCAUGUUCAACAGAACUUAAACAUAUCAGGAGUAUCUGCUAUCCAAACUGCAUUAGAUAUUUUUCAAUCAGUAGUCAUUUAAGUCCAUGCAUUUUGUUGAAACAGCCUAAAACUUUGCUGUGGAUUUAUGUAAUGUUUUGCUCAGCCAUUGCAAUGUCAUGCACACGACAUUAUCCCAACCUUGUGUUGGGUAAAAUAACGUAGCAUGUUAAAAUUUUACAUGGUGUCCACAUUUAAGUUAUUUUAAUUUGUUUCAGUUGAGUAUAACAAAUUCUUGUUAGAUAUUAUUUUGUUUUUGUUCAAGAAAACUGAGUUUCAUUUGUUACUGGGUGCUAAUUUAUGCUUGUAAACAAGAAAUUGUAAGCAAGAAAUGUAAAUGAAAUGUCAAUUUUAUUAUUCACUAAAAUGUUUUUUAUAAUGGACCUAAGCAUCAUUAAAUGAAUCAUAUUAAA
Neoarius graeffei (lesser salmon catfish) is the source of this 5341-nucleotide messenger RNA. It is a transcript of the gene fam135a, whose product is annotated as family with sequence similarity 135 member A. NCBI's taxonomy places the organism in Eukaryota, Metazoa, Chordata, Actinopteri, Siluriformes, Ariidae. The record is from RefSeq and is a predicted model, not a curated record. Bases 337 to 4473 code for a protein of 1378 amino acids. The transcript has 22 exons.